Lentinula edodes (shiitake mushroom) is the source of this 1222-nucleotide messenger RNA. RefSeq lists its product as uncharacterized. The coding region runs from base 112 to 1131 and encodes 339 amino acids. The record is from RefSeq and is a predicted model, not a curated record. The transcript has 8 exons. Lineage: Eukaryota; Fungi; Basidiomycota; Agaricomycetes; Agaricales; Omphalotaceae.
CUUAUGAACAACAAAGAAAAAUCAGAAGGAAGAUCCAGUACAGAUCAGUACGCACGCUAUACAUAUGUAACUCAGUGAUGAGAACCGUCAUCCUCCCCUGUCAACUAGACCAUGUUUUUCUCGCGGAAAGUCAUAACGGAAAACGACCUGGUCGAUCUUCAUGGAAAAGUAGCGCUGGUAACUGGCGGAAACACUGGAAUUGGCUAUGCUACAAUUGAAUUCCUAGCGCAGAAAGGCGCCAAGGUUUAUAUGGCCUCACGAAGCAAGGAGAAAGCGCAGAAAGCUAUCGAGGAAAUUAGGGCCGAGCUGCAGAACGGUGGUGGAGAAGGGGAGAGCAAAGGGAGCGUUCAUUGGUUCAAGCUUGAGCUUUCGGAUCCGCGUUCAGUGAAGGAAGCUGCAACGGAGUUUCUUGCAAAGGAAGAAAGGCUGGACAUACUCGUGAACAACGCCUCUCAUGCUUCAUUUGGCCCAUACAAGCUUAACGAAUAUGGGCUAUUGGAUAUCAUGGUCGUCAAUCACAUCAGCCACUUUGUUCUCACCGAAACUCUGCUUCCGCUCCUUAAACGUACUGCGUCUCUCGAGGAUUCAGAUGUCCGUAUUGUCAACGUAUCCUCUCUCGCUCACACCCGUGUAAAACCGGAUUCGUUCAUUGGAAAGGAGAGCUUGAAUAGACAAUAUGGUGAUUCCGUGUUCGGCUAUCUUGAUACCUAUGGAAACACCAAACUCGCAAACAUCCUUCACCUGAAACACCUGCAAACCCGUCUCAACACCGAAUCAGCACGUAUAACCUGCCUCGCCGUCCACCCAGGCGCUGUAAGAACCGUAGGCGCAACUGGCUUCCUCAACUCCUUCCCGUUCUUCGGAUGGUUCCUCAAAACCUUCCUUGGCCCGCUCUUUUUCGUAUCGUGGAAACAGGGAGCGAUGACUUCGGCGUUCGCAGCUGCUGGGAAGGAGAUUGCUAUUUCUAGACAAAGCACAGAUGAGGCCGAGAGGAAGAAGUAUGAGGGUGCGUAUCUGACGCCUAUAGCGAAUAUAUCGGAGCCGUCGGUGUAUGCGAAGGACGAGCGGCUACAGCGGGAGUUGUAUGAGACGACGAUGGAAGUUUUGCGGGAGAUGGAGGUUGUGUCGUAGUUCAUCAGCGUUCUUGGGACCUUCCAAUUGGUACUGUCCAUUUGUCCGUCAAUGUUAACGCGUUCAAUGUCAAUGAUGUGUUAACGAACCU